Messenger RNA from Boleophthalmus pectinirostris (great blue-spotted mudskipper), 4266 nucleotides. RefSeq names its product single-pass membrane protein with coiled-coil domains 4 (gene smco4). The coding region runs from base 81 to 260 and encodes 59 amino acids. NCBI's taxonomy places the organism in Eukaryota, Metazoa, Chordata, Actinopteri, Gobiiformes, Gobiidae. The record is from RefSeq and is a predicted model, not a curated record. The transcript is spliced from 2 exons.
CGGAAGCGCAGUAUUGUUGUCGUCAAUGCCACGUCGUGUUUGGUAAGGAGCAGGCACCGCAAAGCCACCACAGCGCCACCAUGAGGCAGCUCAAGGGAAAACCCAAGAAGGAGACAUCGAAGGACAAGAAGGAGCGGAAGCAGGCGAUGCAGGAGGCCCGGCAGCAGAUCGCCACCGUGGUCCUGCCCACUUUAGCUGUGGUGGUACUGCUAAUCGUAGUGUUCGUGUACGUCGCCACGAGACCCGGUGCCGUGGAGUAAAAAAACAAUGCGGAACUCAUGAAAAGUACUUUUCCAAAGAACUGACAACCGUCCAACUCCAACAUGGAUUUAAACCUGUUGUCUUAAAAGCGCUCUACGAAUUACUGCUUUGAGAAGUCUACCAAAUGGCGGAUUUUGUUCCUCGUUGCCUUAAAUCCAUCUGCCGUCUUCAGUCGCCAGUACAAGCAGCGUGCACUUUGCUCGGAUCGGGGAUCUUACCAAAAGGAUGCAGUUUUUUAAAUAUCUUCACCAAAGGAUUUGUGAUUUGCCAAGGAUGAACUGGACUAUGUGAUUAUCGGGAUGUCGUCAUGUCAAUGUUGAGUGCUUGUAUAUGGUAAUUAAAGAUGCACUGUGCAGCUUUUGUAGUGGAGGGUCCGUCACCUGCUGGUCUUCGUGGAAAUGUCAUCGCUUUGUCUGGAAUGUUCCAUGUCCAUCUAACAUUUAAUUGCUCUUCUCAGAUCUGAACUGUAAUCUAGCAUAGUGCUGUAACCUGCUUCUCUUCCUCACCAUAAAUAGGUUUAAUCUAUACUGUGGAACAUUCUAGACAAAGCCGGUGUCCGAUACUCCACUAGAAAAGUUGCGCAGUGCAGCUUUAAUCAGGUGCAACGUUGUGACUAUCAGCCCAUUGUAAAGCCUAAAAUGCACUGUAAGCAAUUUGAGCGACCACUUUUCUUCUUUUUCUUCUUCUUCUUCUUCUUCUUAAUGUGUUGCCAUAGCAGUUAAAUAUUUUUUCAUCGCGUGAUAUCCCUUUGGAGUUUGCACAUUAACCAAGCAGAACCAGAAAACAAAAUAUUAGAUUUGAAUGAUGAAAAGUCCUUGAAAUGUCGCCAUAACAGGAAGCUGAAGUCAUAAUUAUUGGCCACAGCAGAACAGAAACAAUCCACAAGAGCUGGAUUAAAUCAGAACUAAACCAGGACUAAACCAGGGUAUAAACUAGGGAUGUAACAAUAACCAAAAUAUUGUGACAUCAUAUCGUCAGAAGUCUCAGAAUAAUAUGGAGAGCUGUAACAAAAUAUCAAAAUAUAAGUUCCUUUGCUUAAAUGCAUUGUUCUUUAGUAGAAACAGCGAAUAAACAUAGGGAACUACGUGUCCCAUGAUGCAUUUCAGCGCAGGCAGCACGAAGAAAUAUGUUUUUUAAUUGAAUUCUUGGGAUUCUGAGAGUAAUAAUUCACACCAAAAUCUUAUCAAGGUAUUUUAAAAGCAAAAAAGUGUCCUAUCUAGAAUUCUAUUUUCCACUCCAAAAUAUCGCAGUAAAUCGUUAUCGUACUGAGAGAUUUGGAUAUCGUUACAUCCCUAAUGUGAACAGAUCAACCCAGAACUAAACCAGGUCUGACAGUAUCACCCAGUCUAGCGUCACAGUUUUCAUUUUUUACUUUUACUUUACCUUGAUUUAUUGCGGGCUUUAAACUGUUUUACCAAAAAGAUGCAAUGAGGUAAAAUGUCAGUAGAAUGGGCAUAGACAGUAUCAACUUAGACAAAUAUGAAAGACGUUUCCCCAUCACAGCUAAAAAUGUGGUUUCUUGUUUCGAUACUAACUUGUCAAACUUGGAUUUUAAUUAUAAAAGCUCUAUUUUAGACAAUAUUGUAGGGCUGAACGAUCUUUUGUUUUGGACCAAAAAUCUCGAUCUCAAACAACACGAUUUUGGGAGCCUCAAAGCUGCAGUUUUAUCCAGUUCCUAAAGCCCAAUUUUAAGAGCGAAGUUUAGUUCUGCUAAGUUUAGUUCUUUACUCAACGCACACUGCUGCUGUCCCCUUGUUGUUGUCAUUUUUGAUUUGUGGAUCUGCGUCGAGGUCUAUGCGUCGCGAAGUAAUUCACCACCACAACACUAGGGGGCGAAGAUUUAAACCUGAGAAUGAACCAUCUCCAAAAAUAGAAGCACAGAACAGACUCCCCAUCAGCAGCACAUCCUCUAUCACAAAAAAGAACACUUAUAUUUCACUGAGUCGUGUCCUUUAGUCUGACAAAAGCUGAACCACAUCGGAGCACAAGGAUCAAGCUGUUUUUUUUUUUAGAGCUUACAGUUUAUGAAAAAGUGCCAUGUGGUUUUAAGUUUUGCUUCUGUAAAACGUAAACAAAUGUGCUUCAGAUUAUCGGUGCAAGACUCUGGUGUGAUGAAAGUUUCUGUGAUGUCUGCAAACGUUCAUGUGCACUAAAACUUGAUUUGAAAAAAAUUAUGAAUGAAAUCAAAAUCGCAAUAUCUGCCAGAAAAAUUGCAAUUCAAUUUUUUCUUAAAAUCGUUCAGCCCUACAAUAUUAUAUAAUUUUCAACACAAAAUAAUAGUGUUUGUUUAUUAUCCCAUGUGGUCUUACUCUAGUUCUAAUGCAACUCUAGAAGGAACUGUUCAGGAAAGGCCAAAUUUGAUCCGGUUAUGCCAGUUUCUUUUUUUGUUUCAGUAUCAAUACCUGCUCAAAUGAGUAUCUACUUUCGAUAUUAGUUUUCAUAUCGGGUAGUAUCUGCUUUUCGAUACUUCUGACAACCCUGUUCUUCAUUGAGCUCCAACCAAACUUGACGGUUGACUCGAUUUUAGACAAUCUUUAUCUCCAAGUAUGAUCCAACCAAAAUGCCCUACUUGCUUGUCGCCAUGGAGAUUUUACAGUUUUUGCCUUGAUUAUCCCGCAGUAUGGAAAUAAACUUGGAGACAGAUUAACGGUCAGAUUGAUGGAGAAGCAAGCCCGCACGUGAUUCAAGGUGUUUCUGAGCUAUAAAACACUAAUUAAAGAAAAGAAAGUGAAAUAUAUGUUUAAUUCUGUAACAUCUCCAUGGAGAAACACAAAGAAGUUACGCAGUGCAACUUUUAAGAUAAACAGCUCUAUAUUUUACCCAAUGUCGUAUCUUUAAAAACGUCAGGGUCCUUUUUACGACUAUCAGAUAUUGAAUAAUUGAUCCAUAAUUACAAAUGAGUGCAUUAUUAUUAUUAUUUAGGUAGUAGGGAUGUAACAAUAACCGAAAUAUCGUGAUAUCGUAUCGUCAAAAGUCUCAAUAAAAACAUAAAGAAACACAAACACAAAAAAACAGAAGGAACUACAUAGACCAUGAUCCUUUGCUCUGUUUCAGUCCAGACUACAAGAAGAAAUAACAGUUCUAAGCACUUUUAAAGCUUAGUUCUUUGGGUCAUUUAAAAAGUGAAAAAGCUGCAUAUUCAUAGUUUUGUUUACAUCCACGAAAUAACUAUCGUACCGUGACAUGCAUGAUAUCGUGAAAAUAUCGUAUCGCGAGAUUUGGAUAUCGUUACAUCCCUAUAAGGUACUGUAGUCAUAUUUUGGUAUGGAAAGUGCAUGAUAUUUGUGUUACUGACUUGAGGGAAAAAAAUGUAUUUGUAGUAACUGCAUGAGGCCAGAAAGAGGCGCUGUUCACCAUGAAAAAGUCACAGCAGAUUCUAUAAACUAGACCUAUAUGUAUGUCAUUUUUUAUAUAUUUUAUGAAACAAAAACGUACUGUAUUUCGCUCUGGUCACAUUUGGCGGUGUGAACGGUGUGAGCGGUCGGUGUGUGGCCUUUAUCUGAAUUGUAUUAAGUCUUAUUUUUUACUAUGCAAAAGUGUAUCGGAUGUACGCCACUAGAAAAAAUGCAAAAAAAGCAGGCGGAGGUGGAUUGUUGAACACUAGGUGGAGCUGUUCCCAAAGUAUUUUCUGAAUGUCGGAAUGCCAUUGAUUGAACUCCAGUGUAAAGUCCACGGGGCGUUGUGUUUCCUCUAUUAAGUUAUUGACACACACGCAGUCAUGUGUUGUCGUGUUGCGUUGCAUUGUGGGACUGUGCAGAUGUGAAGGUGCCUUAAUAAUCAAAUCACAACUGUUAAAAUAAAUAAAGACAUUUUACUGGAAUUGAACAACAUUCAUCAAUGAUCAUGACCAUUUAAAGGGUUUGUAUUACAUGUUUUUUUGUUUUAUGUGAUACUGUUUCCUCAUCACAAACAGAUCUGGAGUUGUGUUUUGUUUCAUUCGCUCACUUCUUCGAGUUCUUCUCUCUGACAAAAAACACGCUUUUUCUACCUUGUGAUGUCAUGUAA